GCGAAACAGUAAAUCAUACCAUCGGUUUUCACGAUGUCCACCGUUCAGGAUUUGGCCGCUGCUUUGCCCCAAUGCGCUACACAAUGCUUGGUCAUCGCAAUUGGAGCCUCAAACUGUGCUAUUUCCAACCUGACUUGCAUUUGUCAAAAUGAGAAUCUCAAUGCACAAGCCACUGCCUGCGUCACCGAGAACUGCACCGUCCGGGAAGCCUUAUUCACCAAAAACUUAACCUCUACAUCCUGUGGCAUCUCUCCGAACGUUAACUACUCUUAUGUACCUGUCCUCAUGGCCUUCACCGCGAUAGCUGCAGUCUGUGUCCUACUGCGCGUCAUCGCGAGACUGAAGGCGAAGGUUCCGGUCUGGUGGGAUGACUUUAUUAUGGCACUGUCCUUUCUAGGUUGCGUUGCAUUUAUGACGGUAGCAUGGUCAAUGAAACCUCAUGGCCUAGGAACCGACAUCUGGGCUGUUCCUUUUGACGACAUCACAACCAUCUUCAAAGCGAUGUAUGCUCUUUUCGUGCUAUAUAUCACGAGCCGCGAUCUUGUGCGAUUAUCGAUCCUGCUCUUCUAUCACCGGAUGUUCGGCCACGUUCCCCUGGCACGGCGGCUGAUCCAGUUCAGCUUCGUGCUGAUCAUCACUUGCUGCAUUGCUUUUGACCUUGCCAUUUUGUUUGGCUGUACGCCCAUCGACUACUUCUGGAAAGCCUGGGAAGGUCAGGGCGGCGGUUCCUGUAUUAGCACCAACGACAUCUUCUGGGCGGGCGCCUUCGUCACCAUCGCCAUCGACUUCUGGGUCAUGCUGGUCCCUAUUCCCUUUAUCUUGCGCUUGAACCUAUCGCUGCGGAAGAAGAUCUUGUCGGCUAUCAUGUUUACGUUUGGGAUCUUCGUCAUCGCCGUUAGUCUAUUCCGCCUUACGACGAUUAACAAGUUCACUCUGUCAAACAACCCAACUUUGGAAUUCAUCGAAGUCGGAAUCAUGUCCGGGCUUGAACUCGAAGUCGGCAUCAUCUGUGCAUGCCUACCCAAUUUUCACUCCCUGCUUAAGCCUAUCUACACGUGGAUGGGCACCAAGACAAGCCUCUCGUACUCCGGCACCGGCGGCAGCAGAAGGAGGUAUCAUCGCCGCCUAGACGAUGUGGAACAGUCUGGCCCAGAGCACAAGAUCCAAGCGACUACUGUGGUCGUCGUCGAGGAUCAUCGCACCAAGGGCGGCUUCAUUGAUCCAAGGGGUGCUGGUUGUGAUGGAAACGAUGCUACAGGCUGCACACUGCAGGAGAUCGAGCUAGGUAUCUGUGUCAAGGGCUCGACAAGCGGAAGAGCGUGGUCGUGAAUAGUGAGAAAUCUGACGAUGCACGCGAGCGCUUGAGAAACCAAGUAAUGAACUCCAUACAAGGCACACAAAUCCAAAAAGGGUGCGUCCAUUUCUAUAGGAGCGGGUGCCCUGCACGAUUAGUAGAUAGCCUUCUUAGCACGGUAAGCCUCAUCUCUACACAAGUUCCUUAUGUAUGCUCUAUGUGUCCUCUCACGCAACUCCAUUGCUGCCAUCAUUUCCGCCACUACUAAUAGCCAUUAUCCACUUCCUCAUGGCAUCCUCAGCCUGAGUUCCACUCGCGAAUUUAUUGAUAAGCUUGGCCGUCAACUCAGCAUUCGAGACAAUCCCGAGGCGGACAACAUCCUUCAUCAGGUCAGAGACGGAAUGUUGGGUAAUUCCGCGGUAUAUCGGCCCUCUUAAGCUUAGAUCUCUCGGUCUGCGCAUUUUGAUUUCGUACUGCUUCACAUCCGACGCCGAGUAGUCCGUGCGAAGAUCAACGAUAUGCCCUAUGCUGGUGAUUCUGUAGUCAAGUUCCCCCGGCUCAUCGACAAACUUGAAGUAUCUUGGUGGCACUUGAUCAUCAAUAGGCUCUAUAUCCUUGGUCCGAUUCGCAUCCUCUAAGAUGCUACGAAUGGUAUCAUCUUCCUUGUAGAUGAUGAUGCCACGCUUGAAGCGAUUCUGAGUCGAGUAGCAGAUGAGAAAGAAUGCGUCGACAAAGCCAAUGAGGCGGAUCUUGCCAAACCAGCGCUCAUUGUUGAUAAGAAGUUCCCAUGGGUGAAUGUCACUUUGCACAAGCCUUUAUUAGUAUUAGACGGCGCAGGAAGGGCUGCUACGCACCAAUCGCAUUCUUUAUUCUUGUCGUGGAUGGAUCUGUCAAAGAUCGAGAGGACUCUGUGAUACGAUGCCAUGGUGUUUCCUUUUU
Cryphonectria parasitica EP155 is the source of this 2233-nucleotide messenger RNA. RefSeq lists its product as uncharacterized. NCBI's taxonomy places the organism in Eukaryota, Fungi, Ascomycota, Sordariomycetes, Diaporthales, Cryphonectriaceae. The record is from RefSeq and is a predicted model, not a curated record. The transcript has 9 exons. The coding region runs from base 34 to 1329 and encodes 431 amino acids.